AUGGAACAGAACUGCAGAAAACUUAACUGUAAAGUAACGCCGGUUGGAGAAAAUCUUGAAUCAGAAUUUAGACUUAAGGCCUCCGAGAAAGGUGUGAGAAUAGUCUACUUGAAUCUGAAAAUCGGUAACAACAGCUACAAUCCACUGGACUUACCAGACGAGUUUCUUCCCGACAGAUGGGUGUGGGCCCGGUCAAAUAAUGAGCCCAUGUUGUCUUUGCCCUUUAACUUCGAUAUUCUUUCCCUUGGACUCUUGAAUUAUCAAGUUGGAAGCAUGACAGUGCCACUCAGAGAUGAACCGAAUGGAUGCCUUGCGGGAUUAAACUCCACAUGUCAGAACUUGGCCGUCGGAAGAGGACUGUUGGACAAUGUAACAUUAAGUGAAAGCGGCAACACUGGGGUGGUCUGUGUUGGAAUGAUAUUGAUGAAGUUAUCGCCGUCGAUAAACUAUCAUUGCUGCAGUUCUAAUGUCUCAAGUAUUCACUGUGAUCUUUCUGUAGUGGGCAGCAAAUGGCUGCAAGCGAUUAAAGCCGUCCUGUAUUGUUUGUCCGCCGUGGUGGUUUUAUAUUGCCCAGCAUUUCUUCUGCUAUUACCUGACUGUAUUUUUAAUCUUCAGAAUGAAUGUAACCAGGAGGAAAUGACUGAAAACCAACUACCUCUCGGCGUGAGAAAUGAAUAUCAGAGAAUUCAAAGCGAAGAAGAGAACAGACUGUCACGCAACACCGAUGAAAUUCCUGUGGAUGACGCGAGUCCGGUUACCUGUUCAACGUUUUUGCUCGGAUGUGUUCAGCUUCUGCCUGAUUUAAAGCCAUCGUUUAACGUUAAGUUGGCUGUAUUAAUGUUUUGCAUUUUCCCAUUUUCCCUCUAUUUUCCGCUAGCAUUAUUCUUUGUCCUUGAGCCAAAAUAUUUCCAUGAACGCCACAUAAAGUUGCCCAUUUAUACCGGAAGUCCAGAAUUCUCUGCAAUCACUCUUUUCGCGAUCGCACCGAGCACAGCCUUGGUCCUUACCAUUUUGGUGUUACCAUGUUGGACAGCAGUUUUGUUUCUAAAACCGAAGGAUUUGUUCCUGAAUAAUUGUCCCCUAUGUGGCCUAUUUGACAGAGUGAACUCCCAUUCUGUUAGUAUCGGAGAUGAAACUCUUCAACAUUUGAAACUGCUCCCGGAAAAGACUAAAUCUUUGAUGUUAGCCUUACUUUACCUACAUAACAGAAGUCUAAGAAAAGUUGUAGGCCUUUCAACGUGCUACUUAAUGAUGAAUUAUAGGGGAUCACGAGUGAGACGCGCACUGUUCAGUUUGUGGCUGUCAUUUUCUUGUUUAUUCACGCUAUUUCUUGGCCUUGUUUUGGCAGCAAUCUGUUUGUUUCUUCUUUUAGUUUCUGGCGUUUUUUUGUUUAUUUGGUUUUCACCAGUUACGAUUCUUAUGGUGAGCAUGGGCCAGAAAAUUUAUAAUACGAUAUUAAGAGCACGCGAUAGCAUUUGCUGUAUUUUGUUUAUAGUUUUAUGGGUUUUUUCUAUCUGUUUACACUAUAUCUGCUUAUUAUACUGUUUAUUUUGUUUGCUGGAGUAUAUAUAUUAUGUACCUUUUUUGUUGGAAUAUUAGGAUUCACAACAAUGGGAUUAGUUCUAAACGUUGAAAUUGUAACUCCUUAUGUAUCCUUUUUGGUCGUUGCCACAACAAACGUCUAUUUUUGUUAUGCUAAGUUGCAGAGAAAUUACACGGAAGUUAAAGAAUUUAUCUUAAAAUACAGGCAGCAAGAAUUAGAUUCGAUCAGUGGUACUGAUCAGAGCACAAUUCCAACAAAUCUGUUUUGGUUCGUGAGUGAUGAAGUGCUUCCAGUUACAACUGAAAUCUGCCUGAUGCUUCGCAACAUGGCUGUUAUUGUCAUAUUCCUGUUUUUAACGAUAUCUUCUAUCAUUUUCUUUAGAAAUGAGUACGAAAUUUCGACGCCUGUUUCUACCAUUGCCGUGUUUAUAAGUGGCGCAAUUCCCAGCCUGUUUUUUAAGGGGCUCACCGGAGGGAAGAAUUUUUCUGGCUGGAGAAAGAUCCAGCUGGAAAGGAAAAUUAAAGUGGCGGUGAGAGAAUAC
This is a messenger RNA of Porites lobata, 2084 nucleotides long. The record is from the annotation of a GenBank genome assembly. NCBI's taxonomy places the organism in Eukaryota, Metazoa, Cnidaria, Anthozoa, Scleractinia, Poritidae.